AUGAACAGUUAUAUUCUUUUAUGCUUAGUAGCACUGGUUGCUGCCAUUCAAACAAUGCCAACAAUAGAAGAUGAUAGUAUCAAUUAUGAUAAUAAUACCAGUAAUUACGAUGAAAACAAGAAUUUUUUAAUCGAUAGUAUUUUACAAGCUGAACAACGUCAUGAAGCAAAAGCAAUGCGUCAUCUUCAUAAUAUAGUUGAUGGAAAAAUCUAUCAUAUUAAAGCAGCCGGUGUUACUUAUCGACAACGUUUACGUGAUGAUCAAUGUGUUGUUGAAUAUGAUGGUAAAUAUUUAACUGAAAAUAGUGUUCUUCAACUUCGAAAAAAACUUUAUCGAGUGGAAAAUUGUCUGUUAGAACGAGUAUUUCAUGCAUGUGGUCCAAAUUUAUUAUUAAUGUUAAAUGUUGUUUGUCGAGUUGUUGAACAACAUCAAACAACAACACCAAUGACACUUAUCGGACGACAAACAAUGACACCACCAAGAUCAUUCAUUCAUCGAAUAUCUCCACGAGCUAAUAAAACACCACGAGUGAUUACUGAAUCAUGUUGUGAAAAUCUUUGUACUAUCUCUGAAUUAACGAGAUAUUGUCAUCGAUAA
Molecule: messenger RNA, 597 nt
Organism: Adineta steineri
Lineage: Eukaryota; Metazoa; Rotifera; Eurotatoria; Adinetida; Adinetidae
Source: the annotation of a GenBank genome assembly